CAUGAGGGCAUUUCUCAUGUUCGAUCCUCAGGCGCACGACUAUCUCUAGUGUUUUGAUUCAUCCGUUUAUUCAUCUCACAAGCAGUGCUGCAGACGGCACCAUGCAUUUUCUAUCUCUCGCUAGUUCUCUCCUACUGCCCAUCACCAGCGCGGCCACAUCCACCAUCCAGGAUCCUCUCAGCUAUCGGGUCCUUGCUGGAAGCUAUGUCCCUCCCAAGUCCACCAACGUUACUACACUUCUGGAGUUUAUCAAUUCUCGUCCAGAUCUAAGUGUUCUCGCAGAUGAACUGCAGACAAUCGGCGGCUUUCCGAAGGCUUUUGAUACUGAACCAACCUGGAGCUUCACCUUCUUUACGCCUAACAACGAUGCGUUUGAGCUUCACACCGGCACAUACUUCAACGAAUUCAAGUCAACCCCGAAGGGCAAAUGGUGGCUGGGCAACACGCUUCUCUCCCACUACGUGCCAAACACAAACCUCAACUCUAGUAGCUUCAACGAGACCUACCAGAGAUUCCAGACUGCAAGUUACCUCUAUGUCGGCUCGCAGGUUCAAGAUGGUGAGAUCAUCCUGAACAACGUGGUCACCGUGGUGGAGAAGGAUAUAUCAGUCACCAAGGCGAGUCUCAGCUGGUUUGGCUUGCUCCUUUUCUGUGCGACGCAUUAA
Messenger RNA from Aspergillus brunneoviolaceus CBS 621.78, 665 nucleotides. RefSeq lists its product as uncharacterized. The coding region runs from base 102 to 665 and encodes 187 amino acids. The record is from RefSeq and is a predicted model, not a curated record. The transcript has 3 exons. NCBI's taxonomy places the organism in Eukaryota, Fungi, Ascomycota, Eurotiomycetes, Eurotiales, Aspergillaceae.